Cylicostephanus goldi is the source of this 444-nucleotide messenger RNA. The record is from the annotation of a GenBank genome assembly. NCBI's taxonomy places the organism in Eukaryota, Metazoa, Nematoda, Chromadorea, Rhabditida, Strongylidae.
AUGCUACAACUCUAUUUGACGCGUACGAAUCGGUAUUUCCGCAGCCUUGCAGAUGUGAAAAACUUUACCAACAUCUUUGCGGCCGGUGACUGUAUGAACACACCGAACGCAAAAACUGCGGCCGCUGUGUCCAGCCAUCUAAAGACGAUUGGCAAAAACCUAACAGCCGCCAUGGAAGGAAAAGAAUUGCCCGCAAAGUACGACGGCUAUGCAUCAUGUCCUAUAAUAGUGGGUAGAUAUCGUGGAAUGCUUGCUGAAUUCAACUCUAAAGGAACAAUGGAAACAUUACCGAUCAAUCAAGCAAAACCAGGAUUCUACGCCUUCCUUAUGAAACGAUACCUCAUGGCAUUCCUCUACUGGAACUUCUUGGUGAAGGGAUGGUGGAAUGGUCCAUCCACAAUCCGAAAAAUCCUGCAUUUAGGCUUUGUGCCUAAGCAAAAGUGA